Messenger RNA from Arabidopsis thaliana (thale cress), 2408 nucleotides. RefSeq names its product RNA helicase 36 (gene RH36). Gene Ontology annotation, molecular function: nucleic acid binding; ATP hydrolysis activity; ATP binding. The record is from RefSeq and is marked reviewed. The transcript has 6 exons. The coding region runs from base 193 to 1668 and encodes 491 amino acids. Lineage: Eukaryota; Viridiplantae; Streptophyta; Magnoliopsida; Brassicales; Brassicaceae. Gene Ontology annotation, cellular component: nucleus.
AAAUGGGAUGGUAAAAGCUUAACCGGCGAUUCCGAUAUUAAGUUUAGGUUUGGAUAAACCGGGUUUGAACUCCCCCUAUCAUAGUUUACGCAUAUAUCUCCAGAACAAUCUAAGAACGGCGGCUAACGAACGUAUUUUUCCGGCGAUACUUCGAAACCAAUUUCUUCAUUUUUUUCUUCUGAUUCAUAAAGAAUGGAGGAACCAACGCCGGAGGAGGAAGGGGGAAUCACCAUCAUGUCUAAAUCCCGCAAAAAUCCUAAAACCGUAGUAAACAUUCAGUCCCAGAAACUUGAUUCGGACCAGAAUACUCCUCAAUUUGAGAAAUUCACUAAUCCUAACCCUAGCUCCGACACCACAUCCGCCACUAAUUUCGAAGGGCUCGGAUUAGCUGAGUGGGCAGUGGAAACGUGUAAAGAGCUUGGGAUGCGUAAACCCACUCCAGUUCAAACUCACUGCGUGCCGAAGAUAUUAGCCGGACGAGACGUUUUAGGGCUUGCUCAGACUGGUAGUGGUAAAACUGCUGCGUUUGCUCUACCUAUACUUCACCGCCUUGCUGAAGAUCCUUAUGGAGUCUUCGCGCUUGUAGUGACGCCGACUAGAGAGCUAGCGUUCCAGCUCGCUGAGCAGUUUAAGGCUUUGGGUUCGUGUUUGAAUUUGCGUUGCUCUGUAAUUGUGGGAGGAAUGGAUAUGUUGACGCAAACUAUGAGCUUGGUUUCACGACCUCAUAUCGUUAUUACUACUCCUGGAAGAAUCAAGGUUUUGCUUGAAAACAAUCCUGAUGUUCCUCCAGUUUUCUCUAGAACCAAGUUCUUAGUGCUGGACGAGGCGGAUAGAGUUCUUGAUGUUGGUUUCCAAGACGAGUUACGCACAAUCUUUCAGUGUCUGCCAAAGAGUAGACAAACAUUGUUGUUCUCUGCUACCAUGACUAGUAACUUACAGGCUUUGCUUGAACAUUCUUCAAACAAAGCUUAUUUCUAUGAAGCCUAUGAAGGGUUAAAGACUGUUGACACUCUUACGCAGCAGUUCAUUUUCGAAGACAAAGAUGCCAAAGAGCUGUAUCUUGUGCACAUCCUCUCGCAAAUGGAAGACAAGGGCAUUCGAUCAGCCAUGAUUUUUGUCUCCACUUGCAGAACAUGUCAAAGGUUAAGUCUUAUGCUUGACGAGCUUGAAGUGGAAAAUAUAGCUAUGCAUUCUCUGAAUUCUCAGUCUAUGCGACUAUCUGCACUAAGUAAAUUCAAGUCUGGGAAAGUACCGAUAUUGCUUGCGACUGAUGUUGCCAGCCGUGGAUUGGACAUUCCUACUGUUGACCUUGUCAUCAAUUAUGACAUUCCGAGAGAUCCUAGGGAUUAUGUUCAUCGUGUUGGACGUACAGCUAGAGCUGGUAGAGGAGGACUGGCUGUAAGCAUUAUCACUGAGACCGAUGUGAAACUUAUCCAUAAAAUAGAAGAGGAAGUUGGAAAAAAGAUGGAACCAUACAACAAAAAAGUAAUCACUGACAGUUUAGAAGUCACAAAGGUCUCAAAAGCCAAAAGAGUGGCAAUGAUGAAGAUGCUAGAUAAUGGAUUCGAAGACAAGGUUAAAGACCGGAGGAAAUUGAAACGGAAAACACUUGCGGAUAAAGGGUUGCUUAAGAAACGGGGCAAAAGGCAGAAAUCAACAGAAAAUUGAUGACUAAAAAAUCAUCUUCAAGUUUUGUUCUCUUAGCUGCAUUUUGAGCAGCAAAUCUCUAAGAAUCUAUGUUUACCAAUGUUCUUACUUUGUUCACAUUUAGCAAAUCCCGUAGUCUUGAAUCUCGAUUGUUCACAUUUGGUAAGAAACGUUCUUACAUUAAUCUAUCAUAUUUCCUUCUCAACACUAGCGAGAAAAACAAUUUUUUUUUUUUUUUUUUUUGUUUUGUUUUGGUAAAAAAAGGGGGAAAGGAGAAAAGGGUCAACAAAUAUCUCCCUCCUGACCCCAAAACACUUGGAAAGAGUAAAGAGAAACCUAUAAAAUAUCGAAUCUGUUUCACUUUGAAGCCUUGUGAGCUGGUGGUUUGGAUUGGUUCGAAGUAGCUGCAGUUGACAUAACACGUAACCGACCAGCUAUCUCCGUGAAGGAUGGCCUUGCUGUUGGGUUAGGCGCCCAACACUCCUCCAUUAAUAUUCGCCAGUCCGAGUCACAGUAGCUCGGUAUGGUCGGCCUCAGUGUGUUGUUCACUAUCCCACCUGCGUUUAAACCAUUAAUUUAUGAGUAAGAUAAGAACAAGUCGUGUCCCAUCCGAUUUUACCAAUUCCAGGCCAGAAGACACCAGAACCGAAACCGAGAUGGGAAAGAAAAUAAGCUGACUAUAACCUCAUGUUUUCUGAAAAUCCUUCAAAGUAAAACUCAAACCCAACCAAAACACACACCUAUUAUAGCACCGUAGUGCA